Aspergillus versicolor CBS 583.65 is the source of this 620-nucleotide messenger RNA. RefSeq lists its product as uncharacterized. The transcript has 2 exons. The record is from RefSeq and is a predicted model, not a curated record. Lineage: Eukaryota; Fungi; Ascomycota; Eurotiomycetes; Eurotiales; Aspergillaceae. The coding region runs from base 180 to 578 and encodes 132 amino acids.
UUACCUCUAAUUCAACUAACUCAACACGGUCGUAUCAGAUCCAGUCCAUAACGGAAAGGACGAGAAUUCAGCAACCUGGACUGUGAGGAAGAAGGCGGGACUUCGACCACUAGUUCGCUUCAGAUUGGUCGAGGAAGUGAGCCUCAAUCUGCACGAGCGGACUCGGUCGACGGAGUCGGAUGGAUUGUUUGACCGCUCAAAUUCAGCCCCUGGCCAAUGAGGUCCCUGGUGGAGGCUCUUUGAGUCGGUGUCUUUUCUGGAGCUUUGACUUUGUCUUUCACCCUGGAGCAUCGCAAAUCCAAACUUCAGUCGAAGAUCCAGAACACGAGAGCGAACUUAGGGAAAUCCUGGUACCUACUUCGACCCUUCUGCUGACGACACGACCGCCCAACACGGAGAUCCUUUUCGCAAGGAAAAGGAUGACUCCGCCACAAGACAAAGAAAGAAAAUACCGCAUCCUUCGUGUUACGCGACACAUGCACUGCACUCCAGUCUACUCUAAUCCCCGAAUCCCCGGAUCCGAGUCGGGGAAUUCCGUUCUCCGGGUUCUCAAGGCAUUAACAUAUCUUCUCUCAUAGAGUGCUGACGACUUUGACGCAAUCGUGUCUUGACACGCGGCC